AUGCUGCCGCCUCUCGUGAAGUCCCAUUUCAACAAGCGCUGCGUGGGCAUCGAAUCUGGCGCUACGGCGGCCGACCGUGUUCUCUUGCGCUUCUCGGAUGGUAGCACGCACGAAGCAGAUGUCGUCUUGGGAGCGGAUGGAAUCAAGAGCACCGUUCGCAUGAAGGUGUUUGGCGCGAAGGGCGAUCGCCUCGUGGACACAGGAACGCGCGCGUACAGAGGUCUUAUCCCUGCUCAGCGCUUGAGAGACGCAGGUAUCAAGGACGAGAUGCUAAGACCAUGGCCGCGAGGUUGGUUGGGAAAAGACCAGGUGCGCCCUCUACAAGCGCGUACUAUCAAGAGUGCGCUGACGUGGCUUCCUGCGAAGCACAUCAUCAGCUACCCCAUCCAAGACGGAUCCAUACACAACGUCGUCGCCUUCUCAACCGACUUCGCCAAUGCAGUGGUUCCUCCGGGUCCCCAAUCGUCAUGGACGACAUGGGUAACGCCCGUGACGCGUCAAGAGACGCUGGAAGAGUUCAAGAACUUCGGCUGUGACGCGCGCACGAUGCUUCAGUGCAUCGAAGCUCCGAGCAAAUGGGCCGUCCACGGCUUGUACCCACCGCUCGAAACAUACGUCGCUGCUGUCGGAGAAGGGGAGAGGCUCAAUGUUGCUCUUAUCGGUGACGCCGCACACGCAAUGUUGCCCCAUCUCGGCUCGGGCGCGGGUACCGGGAUCGAGGAUGCAUACGUAUUGGCGAGCUUACUUGGGCACCCGCAAACGAGGCGGAGUAACCUAUCUGUGCGUCAUGACCCUCUGUAUCGGAACAUCCGUUACUGA
Molecule: messenger RNA, 819 nt
Organism: Peniophora sp. CBMAI 1063
Lineage: Eukaryota; Fungi; Basidiomycota; Agaricomycetes; Russulales; Peniophoraceae
Source: the annotation of a GenBank genome assembly